Molecule: messenger RNA, 348 nt
Organism: Centruroides sculpturatus (bark scorpion)
Lineage: Eukaryota; Metazoa; Arthropoda; Arachnida; Scorpiones; Buthidae
Product: glycoprotein 3-alpha-L-fucosyltransferase A-like
Exons: 2
Coding region: 1-348 (115 amino acids)
Cellular component (GO): membrane
Molecular function (GO): alpha-(1->3)-fucosyltransferase activity
Source: RefSeq, a predicted model, not a curated record
AUGAGGCGUGACGUCAUACCAAUUGUCUUAGGAGCCAAGCCAGAAGACUACAGGAGGAGCGCACCAUACCAUUCGUACAUCCACGUGGAAGACUUUGAUACACCCAAAGACUUAGCCGAAUAUUUAAUGAUCUUAGAUAAAAAUGAUACACUUUACAAUGAAUAUUUUCGAUGGAAAGGAACCGGAGAAUUUGUUAACACAUACUUUUGGUGCAGAUUAUGUGCAAUGUUACACGCCCCACCACAGCCAAAAGUCUAUAGAGACAUGCACGCUUGGUGGUCAGGUGCAGGGACUUGUACCAGUGGAAGCUGGAAAAAAUCAGUAGAAAAAAAACCCGAUAGCGGUUGA